Messenger RNA from Henningerozyma blattae CBS 6284, 1413 nucleotides. RefSeq lists its product as uncharacterized. The record is from RefSeq and is a predicted model, not a curated record. The coding region runs from base 1 to 1413 and encodes 470 amino acids. Gene Ontology annotation, biological process: GPI anchor biosynthetic process. The transcript has a single exon. Gene Ontology annotation, molecular function: hydrolase activity. NCBI's taxonomy places the organism in Eukaryota, Fungi, Ascomycota, Saccharomycetes, Saccharomycetales, Saccharomycetaceae. Gene Ontology annotation, cellular component: endoplasmic reticulum.
AUGGGAUUAUUUAUACAAAGAGCACUGUUUUAUUUGUGUAUUGUUGGCAGUUUGACAACUUUGAUCUCGCAUUUUUAUAUAUUUACGUACCCUUCAACACAUGCGAAUUUAUGUUCAUGGGAUCAUGAAUUGGAAUGGGAUAUUCCAUGGCAAAGGGAUGCAGCACUAGGCCAAUGGCACUUGAAGAAAUGGGUUCAUAUUGGUGUCAAUUAUGUGAUUGAUAUGAUUAGAAGUUUGGGUGGUGCUAGUCAAUGGGACAAAAAGACACAAUUGAGGAUGCUUGCCUUUGGAGAUCCUCAGAUUAUUGGAGUGAACAAACAUACGACGUAUCGUAGUGGAGUAGAUACGUUUGGAAAUGAUUUUUUCUUGGGACAUAUUUUCCAAUUGAUGCAAAGAAGAUUGAAUCCCACUCAUGUCGUGAUAUUGGGGGAUUUAAUUUCUUCACAAUGGGUUGAUGAUUCUGAAUAUUUCAAUCGAACCAGACGGUAUUCACAAAGGAUCUAUAAUAGGAAGCCCAGUGUAUUACAACGAGCAUUUCAAGAAUCGCAUGACAGGCAAACCGGUCAAUACAAAUCACCAGUACAAUGGUGGAAGGACAAUGUUGGUAAUAAUCAUCAAGAAUGUUCGUACAAGGAUGUUUAUACUUGGGACAAGUCGUUUGAAAAUUUUUUGUUUGUUAAUGUAUCGGGGAAUCACGAUGUCGGGUACUCUGGCGACACGACGUAUGAGAUGAUGAGUCGGUAUAAUCAUUUGUACGGCAAGGAUAAUUUCUGGAUAGAGUAUCAAACACAAAGCAAAAGAGCGUGGCGAAUUGUCGUUUUGAAUUCCUUGGCACUUGAUGGUCCAUGUUUACACAGUGAAAUUUGUGAUAGGACCUGGGAAUUUCUUUCGGAAUUGCAUCUGCAGGGAUUUAAUGGGAGCACUAUUUUGUUAACACAUGUUCCCCUUUAUAAGCGAGAAGGGUUGUGUAAGGAUGGACCCAGCAUGGAGUAUUACGAUGACGGACAAGAUGGGGUCUUGUUGGCAGAACAAAACCAUCUAAGCCAAGAAAGUAGUGAUCGUGUAUUGGAUCUUGUUUUUGAUAAUGGCAAGCCGGGAUUUAUCUUGAACGGACAUGAUCAUUGGGGGUGUGAGACGGUUUAUAGUCAAAUGGGAGAUGGGAACGGGUGGGAGUGUGACAAGAGCAACACCAGUGCACGGUACGUUCGGGAGGCUACGGUGAAGUCUGUGAUGGGGCAAUACCAUGGCAACUCGGGCUUGUUGAGAGGAGAUUUCAAUGAAGAAAGACAAGAAUGGGAAUACGAAUACUCGUUGUGUCCGUUUACAAGAGAACACCCGUGGUGGGUGGCCAAAGUCUCGUUGUUUUUGACUGUACUUGGAUGGUCUGUGUACGCACUAGUGCAGAUGCACUAG